AUGGACGAACCAAUACCUUCCAUCACUUCCAGUAGAGAAUUUCAAAAGCGAGUCUUACCUUCGCGUUCUCGACGCGGUGGGCCUGGUGUAGGCAACUGUGAAACAGAUAUCAUGAUACUCGAUACAUUCAAAAGACAAUCGGAAAAUGACCCAUUGAUUCCUAAAGACACCCCCUUUUUCCUAACAACAGAUUCCAAUCUUGCCCCUUCCGAAGCGUCCACUUCCUCUAUAAAUAUCAAUGCUCGCGGUUACGAACGAUAUUUCGACCGACCGGACGUGAUAGAGGGGUAUCGUGAACAGAAAAUGAUUGAAACACCCGUGUUUGAGGCUAUCGGUGAAGGUGAAGGCGUCGUAAGCCGGUUCAGGCCUCGUAUAGUCGAAACGCAAGCAGUGGACACUUCCGAUGAGGCGUAUUUGCAAAGACAUCGAAAGUACGAAAAGUUCGAGAAACGUCAGCGGCUGCGAGAGAAGGAGAAGCUGCAACACGAGCAGUACAAGCUUCGUGAACGGGUCGAGCAACUUCGCGCCAUGGAUUACUCUGCAUUUCUCGCUCUACCUGCCUCUUCCUUCGCACUCUUCCCAGACGGCCAAGAAUUGGAUGCGAGUGGUCAACUAUUGAACGGCUCUUCCGUUACCGAAGGUGAACGACGUAAAAAAGAAAUGCUGGCUGUCGCUGAGUCAUUGGAAGAACGCUACAAAAUAUUGCUACCUCCCAGUCAAAAAUGGCGCAAAUACCUUUCAGCUUCGGCAGAGGGCUACGAGCAGGCAGACCUUUCCACUGCAGCUUCUACUUCCAAACGAUAUCCUUUACCUGACGAUGGGGAAUCAGAAGUCGAAGAAAAAGAAGAACUCGAAGAGGAUUCUUUGUCCAAGCAGCCUAUUAAGCUGAAGCUAAACUUCAGUAAAUCCGUCGAGCCGCCGGUCAAGCGUUCUCGUCCUACGAAGAAAGAAAAGAAGCAUAAGAACGAUACUCUUGUCCCCUCUCCACCCGCCGAACGCUUUGAACCGUUAUCACCACCAACUGGCACCCCCCGAAAGAUUUCUUCACUUCCUCCUUCCGCCCCCUCUCCUAUGCAUCCCGAAAUUGCUACACUAUCUAUACCCGAUUCUGACCAGAUACUAAUAACUGAUGAAAUCGACCAAUUGGCGGAAUCGUCGCAAUCCAAAUUCGAACCGUUGUCACACAAAUCGAACGAAAAACGAUUUGCCUCUAAAAGACGUGGUCGGCUAUCCAGGAAUAAACUGAUGUCGCCGUCAGACGUCGUACUAGAUGGAUCCGCUGAAGCACUCAUUGAUGAGCUCGCAACGCCCACACCAGAAACCCCACUUCCUGUUUCACAACCUGUUCGUAAAAAGCGUCGCACGACGGUCGCUGUCGACGAAUCUUCCGCUGUUUUUCCGGAUAAAGAAAGUGGUUCGAUGCCUCCGCCUCCCCACCCAGAUGCUGCUAUCUGGGGGGAAUCCAUUUCUGCACCUGUCGCUCGUAGAUCUUUAUCGCGCGCGCCACCACGCAUUAAAAAGGAAUGUGGUCUCGUCCUCGCUGCUCAAAAUUACGAAAAAGGGAGUUCGAGAAUCCGAAGGCAGCGGCAUAAUAUUGCCUGGGGAUUCAAAGUUCCUUCCGAUGUUACUGAUAUGGAGAUGGAUUUUGAGCUACCCCUGUGGUUGUUACACGACGAUACUUUUCAACUCAGGUUUUCUUUACAUAUCGGCUUCGAAGAGGAUCCCAGGUAUACACAGCAGAUAAACCCGUCCUUCAAGCUGAAUCCACGGUUCGUAAACGGAGAGCGCGUGUGUACACCGGAAAACGAACGUCUUGUGAAUGCUCUAGAAACUUCGCAUAGAGAACACAGCGAAGAGUCUCAAAGCGAGGAUUCGGGAAGUGAGUAUGAGGAUGGCGAAGGAAUGAAGAAAGCCAUUGUCAUCGGUGGUGAUGAAUCGUUUGAAAUAGAGCAACAAGAAGACGAGGUAGAGCCAGGCAACAUAGGUGGAGAAGAAGAAGAAAUGAUGAUAAGAAAGAAAGAUGAGGGUGGUGAGCUUUCAGAAGAUAGAAAUAACGACGUCGAAGGAAUGAUAGUAGAUCGAGAAGAGGCAGAUCGGGAGGCCCGAAUGGCGAUGAACAAAAAAUUGUGGUAG
Molecule: messenger RNA, 2133 nt
Organism: Lentinula edodes (shiitake mushroom)
Lineage: Eukaryota; Fungi; Basidiomycota; Agaricomycetes; Agaricales; Omphalotaceae
Exons: 3
Coding region: 1-2133 (710 amino acids)
Source: RefSeq, a predicted model, not a curated record